UUUUGCAGGAUAACAAAGCCAUUGACCUUUGCAGAUUGUGUUGGAGACGAACUUCCUUUAGGAUGGGAAACCGUAUAUGAUAAACAAAUUGGAAUUUAUUACAUGGACCACAUAAAUCAGCUUACUCAGAUUGAGGAUCCAAGAGAACAGUGGAGGCGAGAGCAGGAGCGGAUGUUGAAGGAAUAUUUAAUUGUAGCCCAGGAGGCUCUCAAUGCCAAGAAAGAAAUCUACCAGAUUAAGCAGCAGCGGUUUGAACUGGCUCAAGAGGAAUACCAGCAGCUGCACAAGAUGUGCGAGGACGACAGCCGCUCAUACGCCAGCUCUUUCUCUGGAUAUUCGACAAAUACAAAGUACGACCCACACCAAAUUAAAGCAGAGAUAGCCAGUCGUCGGGACAGGCUUUCCAGAUUAAAACGAGAGCUGACCCAGAUGAAGCAGGAACUGCAGUACAAAGAAAAGGGGGUGGAGACCCUGCAAGAGAUCGAUCGCAAGAUGUCAAGCGCUCACACCAACUAUAAGCUGGACGAGGCACAGGCUAUCAUGAGUGAGCUCCGGACCAUCAGGAAAGCCAUCUGUACGGGCGAGAAGGAGCGGCGGGACCUGAUGCAGAGCUUGGCCAGGCUCACGGAUGGCUUCAGGAACAGCUGCUCCAUCACUGACUCACUGCAGGACCUCCCUCUCCACCCAGGCCUGGGCGAGCCUGCCUUACCGCAGCAGCUCUGUGAUGCCGGGUCUCAGACUGACGUCAUUGGGGAGUUUGUCUUUGAUGAUAAAACAAGACUUGUAGACCGAGUCAGACUUAACUGGCAGUAUGAGGAAGCCAGAAAGAGGUAAGAAGUGCGCGUCCCCAGCUUGUCUUCU
This is a messenger RNA of Tupaia belangeri chinensis (Chinese tree shrew), 861 nucleotides long. Its product is annotated as protein WWC3. The record is from RefSeq and is a predicted model, not a curated record. NCBI's taxonomy places the organism in Eukaryota, Metazoa, Chordata, Mammalia, Scandentia, Tupaiidae. Gene Ontology annotation, molecular function: kinase binding; molecular adaptor activity. Gene Ontology annotation, cellular component: cytoplasm. Bases 103 to 834 code for a protein of 243 amino acids. Gene Ontology annotation, biological process: negative regulation of organ growth; regulation of hippo signaling; cell migration. The transcript is spliced from 7 exons.